AGCGAAACGCCGAGUCUUAAAACUGUGAGACUAAAUUCCUCGCAUUCCUUGGUCACGAUCCAGGCGGCUAAUCGCCUCACUCAUUCCCUACUAUACUCUAAUAGUUUACUAUGCCAUGUAUUAUUGAUCAUUACAUUAUCUGCAGUAUGGAGAAUUUGA
Messenger RNA from Blumeria graminis f. sp. triticale, 159 nucleotides. The record is from the annotation of a GenBank genome assembly. Lineage: Eukaryota; Fungi; Ascomycota; Leotiomycetes; Helotiales; Erysiphaceae.